Molecule: messenger RNA, 3506 nt
Organism: Suillus clintonianus
Lineage: Eukaryota; Fungi; Basidiomycota; Agaricomycetes; Boletales; Suillaceae
Product: CHAT domain-containing protein
Exons: 4
Coding region: 53-3274 (1073 amino acids)
Molecular function (GO): protein binding
Source: RefSeq, a predicted model, not a curated record
AAGGACACGCUGGAAAUCAGCCAUCCGUGUCUUGUCAUCCAACAAAUCCGUAAUGUGGGGAGAUACCAUGACCCUAACACAGGCAUCACCUUCAUUAUCAGUGGAGAUCAGAGCAUCUUACGAGCUCGACCGAACGCUUGGCAAUGGCGAAGUCAUCGGAAAACUUCAAAUAUCGUGGAAUGAGUUACUCGAUCAUGGAGAUAAACCAUUCGAACUGUCCUUCCCACCCAUCCGCAGUAUCACUCCUUCGCUCACGCUGAAGGUCACUGUUGUACACGCUUGCGAUAACCAGGACGGCGCAAUAUUUGACUCUCUUGUAGACUGCAAGAUUGCUCGAGAGACAGAUGCGGGCCACGCACGAUAUGCCAAAUACAUGACCAGCAAGAAAGUCUCUCACCUGAACGAUGCUUUACGGCAUUUUCAGUUGGUUCUAGACCGCUGUCCGGUCGACCAUCCUGACCACGCAGCGGCUCUCACCAACCUCGCGUGGGCUCGCCUUCGAGGCUACAUUCAAAACGAUCUCCAAGACAUUGAUACCACCACUUCCUUCUUCCGCGAAGCCCUUGCAUUGCGUCCGCAGGGCCAUCCCGACCACAUAUUAUCUCUCUAUCAUCUCAUUUUCGCAUUGAACUGGCGCUACAGCAGGGAGCCCACCGCCGUCUUCAUUCUUGAAUGCCUGCAGCUGUGCUGCAAGCUAUUGCCCCUCUGUCCAGAGGGCACCUACCUUUGUAGCAUCGGCGUAGACAGUGCGGUCGAUUAUGUGAUCGGCGAAUGCAACAAUAUUCCGAUUGGUGCAUGUGACGAAGGCAUCCACCUUCGACGAGUCGUGCUCGAGUUCCGCCCUCUGGGUCAUCAACGCCGUCCCUUUACCCUCACCACUCUUGCACUCGCACUCAAAGCACGCUUUAGAGACUGCGGCAGCAUUGAUGAUCUAGAAGAGAGCAUACAACUUGGUCGUGAAGCCGUUUCUCUGUGCCCCGAGGGACAUUCUGUCCGAGGUACCUGCCUGAACAACUUGGCCUUCUCACUCCAAUCCCGCUUUGAUCACCAAGGCAAAUCCCAUGACCUCGACGAGGUCAUCUUCAUGCACGAAGAAGCGCUGCGCCUGCGUCCUGUUGGGCACAAAAAACGUGAUAUCUCAUUGGGCAACCUAGGGGGCGCCCUCCGCACCCGUUUCAACAAACACGGUGACGUUGAUGACAUCAAGCGAGCUGUCAGCCUCUUUCGCGAGGCACUGACGUUGCACCCACCUGGGCAUCCACGUCGUGACACCACGCUUAACAACCUUGCCCUCGCGCUCAAAGAGAGAUAUGACAAAUUGCAUGUCAUCGAGGAUCUUAACGAGGCCAUUGAUCUGUAUCGCAAAUCUCUUCUGUUGAAGCGGCUUGAUCAUCCAGGGCGCCAUAGCACUCUCAACAAUUUGGGCUCGGCGCUCUGCUCUCGUUUCACGCGAACUCGGAAGAAUGAGGAUGUCGAGGAGGCUAUUAGACUCUGCCAAGAGUCAUUAGCGGCUUUGCCACUGCUCCACCCUGACAGGCACUACUCAUACUUCAGGAUACGUGAGGCAUAUAUAUCUCGUUACCAGGUUCAACACAAGCCUGCUGAUUUGUCACUCGCAAUGGAGAACUUCCGGCUGGCAUCACGACACCCUACUCAAGGAUUUCCGAACCGUCUCGUUGAUGCAUAUAAUUGGACUGUCGCAGCGGAGCACCAUGGUGAUGGAUCCGCACUUGAGGCUUACUCAACAUUUUUUGAGCUUCUGGAUGCUCAUUUGGGAACACGAUCAUCAACCACUUCGCGGCGCGAAGCUGCCGCUGGCUUCCAUUAUGCCAGAUCAUUACCUGUGGAUGCAGCCUCAUGUGCCAUCCGCAGUGACAAUCUCCGACGUGCGGUCGAACUUGCGGAGCAGGGCCGUGGCCAGCAAUGGUCAUUGGCCUCCCGACUCAAGACUCCAGUUGAAGACCUCGAAUCGGGACAUCCACAUCUGGCCCGCAAAUUUUUGGAGCUGAGCAAGCGCAUUUCCAACGCUGCUCAGGGUUCUGCAGCCAUCACCGACAGAGCUGCUGCUGAUCGAGCAGCAACAGAGUAUAGGAGACUUACCAUGCAAUGGGAUGCUGCUGUGGCUGAAAUCCGUAAUCUCCAAGCUUUCUCGCGGUUCCUACUUCCACCUUCGUACACAGAGUUGCAAGCAGCAGCUCGCUAUGGACCAGUCAUCAUCUUCGUGGCGAGCAAAAACUCGUGCAGCGCCAUCAUUGUCCCGACGUCAGGAGAGCCCCAUAAUGUUCCCUUUCCAUCCAUCACUCGCGCAUAUAUGGAGGAUCUCAAGGAUCGGUUCGCCAGGGCGAUACUGCAAGCAUCGAAGAUGGGCCUAAAGCAGCAGCGCAAUGAUCUGAUUGUCCUCUUGCGGGAAGUAUGGAACAAUAUCAUGCUACCCGUCGUCAACUUACUUGAGCAUACCCUCGAAUUAAAGCGCCAGUCUCGAAUCUGGCUGUGUCCAACUGCGGCCUUCACAUCCAUUCCUCUUCACGCAGCUCACCCAUUUCGAACAAAGGCAGAUCGCUCUGGGAAGGAGCCGUGCCUGGAGGAUCUCUACAUCUGUUCUUACACGCCGACACUUUCGGCACUGAUCAGAUCUAGGCAGAUGAUGAAGAAACGCCGUGUGCCUCCAUCCUUUGUGGCGGUUGGGCAAGGUCAACCGGGUGGAGGGAAUGGCAAGGAGCUCUUAGCUGUCGAUAGCGAGCUAGAGCUUGUCAAUAAGCUCGUCCCCGCGACGGCCAAUCGUUCCACUGUUUCUGGCGUCGCAGCCACACGAGCAGGUGCACUCGAAGCCCUGGAACAGAACACCUGGGUGCAUCUCGCUUGUCACGGCAAACAGGACCACAAACAGCCUUACGAUUCUCAUUUCGUCAUGAAGGACGUACCUCUCACGCUGCUCGACAUCAUGGAGAAAGACAUCCCGCAUGCUGAAUUCGCGUUCUUAUCAGCGUGUCAUACCGCCGUCGGCGAUAAGGAGACGCCCGACGAAGUCAUCCAUCUUGCAGCUGGCCUUCAGUUUUCGGGGUUCAAGAGUGUUGUUGGCACGCUGUGGGAGGUCAAUGACGCUGUCGCAAAUCACGUUGUCAAAGCUUUCUAUGAGAAUAUGGUCAAGAAGUUGGGGGAUGGCGAGUUCAUGGACUGUACGAAGGCGGCUUGGGCACUAAACCGUGCUACUCACGCCGUGAAGUCGGAAGUGCCGCUCGAGCAGAGGAUGGUUUUCAUACAUAUUGGUGUGUAGUUCUACUAUAUCGUAUCGCUUCGUCUGGUACAUAUUCGCAAGUUGUUUAUCGGCGAUCUUCUUUCAUUCAUUUUUUUUGUAGAAAUAACCCUGAUACUCCUGCGCUCCUGUUAUCUCGCUUUCGUAUUCUUUUUCGUGUUAUCGUUCCAUAAAAUCUUCACCCAAGUCAUUUUGAACUCGAAUCGUUCCCAGCCUUGUCUUCUGCUCGAGUGCAUUAUACGAGGCACUUGAG